Messenger RNA from Dryobates pubescens (Downy woodpecker), 882 nucleotides. Its product is annotated as ubiquinol-cytochrome-c reductase complex assembly factor 4. The record is from RefSeq and is a predicted model, not a curated record. The transcript is spliced from 2 exons. NCBI's taxonomy places the organism in Eukaryota, Metazoa, Chordata, Aves, Piciformes, Picidae. Bases 36 to 413 code for a protein of 125 amino acids.
GGCGCGGGGAGGAGCGAGGCCGGGAGCACGCCGGGAUGAGCUGGGCGCUGGGCCGCUGGCGGGCGUGGCGUCUCCUGCGCCUGCCUGGUCCCGCGAGGUGGCUGGCACAGCGGCGGGGUGCUGAGGACGCGGCGGACGCGGAUCCGGAGGGCGAGGGGGCCACCCCAUUUUCCGUCAGCAAGGCCAGUCCGCAGGUGUGGAGAGUCAGCCAGUCUAUGGGGAGCGACCACGGGAAGUCGUGGACGAAGGUGCUACCUCUGAGUCUGCUGUCCACGGGGUUGUUACUCUGGUGUGUGUUCAGGGAAGAAACGGAGGUUGAUAAUCGACUGGAAGCAAUAUUCUCCGGUGAGAUCGUGGACUCUUUAGAUGCGGCUCAGACAAGCAAUGUUCCCUUGCAACCGCUGGAGAAAUGAGGGCGGGAGUGCGGCUGCAGUGAAGGAGCUGCCUGAAGUUUGCUGGCAUUCACCUGGUUAAAAGCUGCACUGACACUUUCAUGGAAAACCUUUUUUUUUUUUCCAGCCUUAUCGGCAGCCUUACCUUGCAGGCUUCUUUCCUAAGACUACAGUGCGGCUUUCUGUGCUUCUCUUAGAUGAGUAGUUUAGACUGAUAGCACAGGGAGUAGUUUAUUCCUGCAUUGCACAGUAGGGAUGAAGAGGAUGUAUUGCAAAUCAACUUGAAGAUAUAUUUUAUACAAUACAUCCUUUCCUGGGUUAUUUUUCUUAGAUGCACAGUGUUAUUAAAGUAUCAGAGCUCUGAAUCUAUAAAACAGCUGUUGAAGCUGACCUUCAUUUGACAUUUUGCUAGUCAAGAGUAAGUUCACCUUACAUUGCAGAUGACUGUAACAGUAUGAUUUAUUAAAAUGUGAUUCUUUCUUUUAUUUUU